This is a messenger RNA of Bactrocera latifrons, 1050 nucleotides long. RefSeq names its product opioid-binding protein/cell adhesion molecule homolog (gene DIP-iota). The record is from RefSeq and is a predicted model, not a curated record. Gene Ontology annotation, cellular component: neuron projection. The transcript is spliced from 6 exons. Lineage: Eukaryota; Metazoa; Arthropoda; Insecta; Diptera; Tephritidae. The coding region runs from base 1 to 1050 and encodes 349 amino acids.
AUGGGCGAAAAAGAAUCUGCCGAUCCCAAAUUUAGUGGACCUAUAAAUAAUGUAACGACACCGGUUGGACGUGAUGCGACUCUCACUUGCAUCGUACACGACUUGAUGUCUUUCAAGCUUGCGUGGCUAAGAGUGGACACUCAAACCAUUCUCAGCAUACAAAACCACGUCAUUACGAAAAACCAUCGCAUAGGCAUUAGUCACACAGAGCACCGUAUCUGGCAAUUGCGUAUAAGAGAUGUUCAAGAAUCAGAUCGAGGCUGGUAUAUGUGUCAGAUAAAUACCGAUCCGAUGAAAAGCCAAGUCGGCUAUUUGGAUGUGGUCGUGCCACCCGACAUAAUUGACUAUCAAACCAGCCACGACAUGACUGUGCAGGAGGGACAAAACGUGACUCUAAUAUGCACUGCUACAGGAUUGCCAAUACCCACGGUCACUUGGCGUCGUGAACGCGAUGUUCCGUUGUUACAGACUGCCGAUGGAACUGACAUUUACAGCAUUGACGGUACAAAUUUGACGCUGUGGCAGGUGACAAGAGAAAGUAUGGGCGCAUAUUUGUGUAUAGCUUCGAAUGGUAUACCACCGACUGUGAGCAAACGGGUACUACUUGCUGUUAAUUUUGCACCCACCGUUUGGACGCGCUACGACACCAUAUAUGCGGGUUUCGGUCAAAAGGUUACCCUCGAGUGCAUUUCCGAAGCUCACCCUACGACUGUUAAUCUAUGGUUGAAAGGCAAGGAAUUUGUUCAGAGCGGCACCUAUGAAUCCGUUACUUUGGAUAAUGUUUUCAGAAUUGUUAUGCGUUUAACUAUACGUCCCGUUGUUUCAAAAGAUUUUGGGGAUUAUCACUGUGUGGCGAAAAAUUCGAUGGGUGAAUCGGAACGCAUCAUAUCUGUUAGACACAAAUCCAAAAAAAGCGUCCAUCAUACACACCAGGAUGGAAAAGAUAGUCACUUGAUUUUAAUUGAAGAAUACACCUCUCUUGCAACAUCAGCGUCCUUACAUGUCAGCAGAAUUUUAAUAUUUUUAACAAUGACCUUUUGGAAACUGUAA